AUUUUGUUCACUUUUGUCGACUCAACAGUUUUGCCCAUAUCUCGUGUGCAACUCUGUUACCUCACGUCGUCCAUCGAUGGCGGUGCCGUUUUUCAAUCUCGCGCCCGACAUGGCCGUCUCAAGGCUCUGCUUAGGCUCGAUGACUUUCGGCGAGCAGAACUCCUUUCCUCAGUCUCUCCAGCUGCUCGACAGAGCCUUCGAAUCUGGAAUCAAUUUCUUCGACUCUGCCGAGAUGUGCGGCUCUACGUAUCCGGUGCCACAGCGUCUGGAAACCCAGGGAAGGAGUGAGGAAUAUUUGGGGCGGUGGAUUAGGUCGAAAAAAAUCCCGCGUGACCGCGUGGUUCUUGCUACAAAGUGUCGAAAAGAUAUUGGUAUGGAUAUGAAGUUUGUGGAUAUGGUAGAAUAUGAUAUUGGUGAUGUUGCUGAUCUGCUGUUAAUUUGUCGGUUGCCUGGAUAAACGUUGGCAAAACCAUGUGUAAUUGGGACUUGGGAGGAGAUAGGUUAGUGGGCCAUCGGGGCAAAUGACGUGGAUUCGAAAUGGACCAGAAAGCCUUGAUGCCAAGAAUAUAGCUGAGGCACUUGAUAACAGUUUGCUUCGCCUGCAAAGUGACUACAUUGACUUGUAUCAAAUUCAUUGGCCUGACCGGUUUGUACAUUGCCCCUGUCUUGUAUCCUCCGCUCAGUAAAGAUAAGAAUAAUGUGUUACAAUAAGUAUACAUUUUCAAAGAGCUGCGUGUCUAUUGAGCCGCAUAUCUCUCGAGUUGCAGAUGAACUUCCAUAAAGUACAUCAAACUUAUCACUGGAUUGUUUACAUCCUGACAAAGAUUUUCCUCCAGAUACGUUCCUAUGUUUGGAGAAACUGAGUAUGACCCGUCCCGAAACUUUUCUUCUGUCAGUUUUGAGGAACAACUUGGUGCACUCGACAAAGCUGUUAGUGCUGGUAAGGUAAGAUAUAUUGGGCUGAGUAAUGAAACUCCAUAUGGUCUCAUGAAAUUUCUCCACGUUUCUGAGAGCGUCAUCAAUGCUAGAAUAGUAUCUGUGCAGAACUCUUAUAACCUUCUUAAUCGAAAUUUCGAUGCCGGGAUGACCGAGUGUUGUCAUCACGAGAGGGUAUUCUUAUUGGCCUACAGCCCUUUGGCUAUGGGCAUCCUCUCUGGGAAGUAUCUCUCACUUGAUGGAUGCCCAGCAGAUGCUCGCUUGAAUCUUUUUAGAGGGAGGUAUGCUGAAGGGGAGUCAAGAUACAACUUGUCUAAAGAUGUCACUAGAAAAGCCACUGAAUUAUAUAUUUCCAUUGCAAAAAAGCAUGGUUUUCAUCCUGUAUCACUCGCAAUAGCUUUUGUUUUAAGACACCCUCUUGUUGCAAGUGCUGUUUUCGGAACAACUAAACUGUGGCAGCUCGAGGAAGUACUCAAUGGUUGCACCGUGCAGCUUACUCCAGAGAUAGUUGCGGAAAUUAAUGAAGUUCACUCAGCUUUUCCUAAUCCUUGUCCCUAACAAACAUGACAUUCUCUGUAAGCUUGGUGUUCGAAUUUGUCUACAGUUAAAAAUUAGUGUUGAAAAGUAGGAGUGAGAUUUUUUUCUUGUCCAUGGAUAUGUUUUAGUUUUUAUUUGGCAAAAGGGUAUCAAAUGUGCAGGACAAGAAUUAUGAUUAUUUGGACUUUUGCAGGUAAAGUUGCAAUUGUAAUUGUUUGUGGGUGAAUUCACUCACAUACUCUACUCACACACCUACAAGGGUGUGUGUUGAUCUGACAAUAAGAGUAUAUGUUGAUCCGACAAUUAAAUCCUUGUGGGGUAAGGUAUUCAAAUG
Messenger RNA from Striga asiatica, 1807 nucleotides. NCBI's taxonomy places the organism in Eukaryota, Viridiplantae, Streptophyta, Magnoliopsida, Lamiales, Orobanchaceae. The record is from the annotation of a GenBank genome assembly.